Molecule: messenger RNA, 2402 nt
Organism: Rhodamnia argentea
Lineage: Eukaryota; Viridiplantae; Streptophyta; Magnoliopsida; Myrtales; Myrtaceae
Product: LEAF RUST 10 DISEASE-RESISTANCE LOCUS RECEPTOR-LIKE PROTEIN KINASE-like 2.5
Exons: 3
Coding region: 186-2216 (676 amino acids)
Biological process (GO): protein phosphorylation
Molecular function (GO): polysaccharide binding; protein kinase activity; ATP binding
Source: RefSeq, a predicted model, not a curated record
ACCGGAGCUUUUCUUCAGUCAAUUUCGACGUCCCCUUCUUCGUCGAAUCUCCAUACUAAUUCCAUUCUCAUGAUCAAUGACUCUGCACGCAUCAAAACCAUUUCAUCUCAUCUUCCUCAUCCCCAACCUCACUUCUCUCACCUUUCCCCUGCAUCUCACCAAAAUAAUAUCCCCUCCAGAAGGAGAUGCGUCGCCACCCCCAUCCCUUUUGGGAUCUUCCCCUGUGCUUCGUGAUCGCAACCGCCCUGAUCCUGAUCCGAGCUCCGGCGGCGCGCGGCGUGGACGACCCAAGCUACUUGAACUGCAGCUCCACCAUCCAGUGCGGCGUCCUGCAAAACGCCAGUUACCCCUUCUGGGGGUUGAACCGUGCCUCCUACUGCGGCCUGCCCGAUUUCCAGGUGACUUGUCAGGACAGCACAACUCCGCUGCUCACCAUAUCGAACCAGAACUUUCGGGUCCUUCGGUUCAACGACACCACGAAGGUCAUGACUGUUGCCCGAGAGGAUUACUGGAAUAGCAUCUGCCCAACCUCUUUUGUCAAUACCACCCUGGAAGUCGCCAGCUCUUUCACUUACACCUCGGACACGCUGGCCAGCAAUCUGACCCUAUACUAUGGGUGUGGUGGAAGCCAGAAUCUGACAACGUCAUCGACGAUCGCCAGCCAGUUCAACUGCACCAUCAAUGGUGCCAACGUCAUCGCUUACUUCAUAACAAAGAAAGUUAGUGAUAUCGCGAAUGCCGCGACCAUUUCGAGUUUCUUUGGAGGGUGCAAUACGAGCGUGCUGCUGCCUGCAAACCAGUCGGCCAUUCAGGAGAUAGAGUCGAGUCCGAGCAACACGACUUUAUUGUCAGCCAUCGACGAUGGCUUCGGGCUGCAGUGGACGGUGAGCGACCAAUGCACUGGCUGCCACGCUUCGGGCGGGCAGUGCGGACGGGUUAAUAGUUCCAGCGAUUUCGUGUGCUAUUGCCAGGAUAAGUCCUACUCUUCCACAUGCUCAGGAUCCAACAGGCGGCGUAUAUUGUUCCGAGCUAGACUUCUUGCCGUUAUUGGUGUUUCGGUAUCUGCGAUUGCCAUCAUUUUCAUCCUCAAGAUUAAAACUGGAAUCUUCUCAUGGAAGGUUCCACUCUUCAAGAGCGAGAAAGAUCGCGAUGUGGAGAAAUUGAUGGGAAUCCAUGGAUCUCACGUUCCAAGAAGAUACCGAUACAUUGAUCUGAAGAAGAUGACGAACUCGUUCUCAGAGAAACUUGGUCAAGGAGGAUUUGGUGCAGUCUAUAAAGGGAAGAUGAGAGACGGUUGUCUUGUGGCGGUGAAAAUUCUAAUGGAUUCGAGAAGUAGCCCAGAAGAAUUUAUCAAUGAAGUCGUGAGCAUUAGUAGAACUUCUCACGUUAAUGUCAUCACUCUUUUAGGUUUCUGUUACGAGGGGAAGAGAAGAGCUCUGGUUUUCGAGUACAUGCCUAAUGGUUCGUUGGACAAGUUCUUAAAUUCUGGAAGAGCUUUGCAUACGAGUAGUUCCUUGGAAUGGAAGAUACUGUAUCAAAUUGCAAUCGGCAUUGCUCGUGGGCUAGAGUAUCUGCACCGGGGCUGCAAUACCAGAAUCUUGCAUUUCGAUAUAAAACCUCAGAACAUCUUGCUCGAUCGAGAUUUUAUCCCCAAGAUUUCUGAUUUCGGCCUUGCUAAACUUUGUCACGGGCAAGGGAGUGCUGUAUCGACUCUCGGGAUGAGAGGAACUGCCGGUUUUAUUGCACCAGAAGUUGUUUUUCGAAACUUGGGGAGAGUCUCUCACAAGUCUGAUGUUUAUAGCUACGGAAUGUUGGUUCUUGAAAUGGUAGGUGUUAGAGAUCCUGACAUGAAAGUUUCCAACAGCAGUGAAAUGUACUUCCCAGAAUGGAUUCAUAGGGACUUGGAGCCUGGCAAAGAUCUGAAAUUGCCAAUGAAUGUGACAGAGGAGGAGGAAGUGCUAGCUAGGAAGAUGAUUUUUGUGAGUUUGUGGUGCAUUCAAACCAGUCCAUCUGAUCGACCUCCAAUUGCGAAGGUGAUAGAAAUGUUGGAAGGAAGCUUCAAGUCACUGCAAAUGCCCCCGAAGCCUGUCUUGUAUUCUCUGACACCACCAUUGUCACAACAUUGGGAAAUGACAACGUCAAAUACCAAUGGGAGCCACGAGGAGGAGAGAAUACUAGAGAAUUUAGAGGAAAGCAGUAACAAAUGGCAGUGGUAAUGAACGACAGAACUUCUCGAGGAAAAUCGUCAUGCCUUUCUUCAGUUUGAAUAUGUUUCUCAUAGAGUUACGACGAAAGUGGACAGAAUGGUUAGGCGGAUUUUCGCUUGGACAAUCACAGCCAUUAGCAAGAAUGAUAUGAGAAGUUAAACUUAGUAGAUCAAAUGCUCACUGAAGGCUGUUUGU